Temnothorax curvispinosus is the source of this 4055-nucleotide messenger RNA. Its product is annotated as protein white-like. Gene Ontology annotation, cellular component: plasma membrane. Gene Ontology annotation, molecular function: ATP hydrolysis activity; ATP binding; ABC-type transporter activity. Gene Ontology annotation, biological process: transmembrane transport. The transcript is spliced from 10 exons. NCBI's taxonomy places the organism in Eukaryota, Metazoa, Arthropoda, Insecta, Hymenoptera, Formicidae. The record is from RefSeq and is a predicted model, not a curated record. Bases 1735 to 3834 code for a protein of 699 amino acids.
UCUGAUACAUUUGUACAGUUUAGAGCUCUACUUUGUGCAGCACAAGCAGUCGGUACCUACGUUCAAUAUGAUACUUUUUUAAAUCACGGACGUACGGUACAUAUCAAUUGAACAAAAUUCUUUUAAGUUCUCCUUGAUUGAAACUCAAUUUAAGAUGGAAUUCUAUGGAUUCUAAAUUGUUAAAGUUAAUCUUGUAAAACUAUUUUCAUUUUAUUAGUCAAUUAAACCUCGUUAAGUUAGAUAUUAUUCUAAAAUUGUUUGUCACGAUACGCCGAAAGCCUGUGAUGGUAUAUGUAUGAUAUACAUGCGAAUAUUACUUGCAACAAUAAACUGCUAGGUAUCUGCUGUAUUUGAUUGAUCACAAACGUAACAAGAAAAGACAUGCGCCGUUGUUUAAUUCGAAAAAGCGAAAAGAUUUGAUGAUCGUUCAGAUAACGGAUGAUAUGAUUUAUUACGUACCAUUGAUAACGACAGUGUGAUAAUCCAAAGCAAUAUCUAUUUUGUGAAAUUGCCCGUAACAGUAAAAGUAUCAUGACCAAGUGAUCGGCCUGGGACGAUUUUAAUUGAAAUAAUCGAAUAUUUCCAUUAAAUAUGAUUGCGCGAAUGACCUGCGAAUUAAUUGCCGAUCCGUGUAAAUACGCUCCGUCGACCGAGGAUAUUUUUUUCCCGUGGUUUUCUUACGUUUAUAUUUAAAAACUUGUAUCUCGUUUAACGAAAAAAAAAUAGCGAUACGUUUCGUGCUGGUAAAACUAGUAAAAUUUCUUAAUUACUAUCACGCGUGAUGUCGUGUUUGAAAUAUAUAUACGUGAAAAUAAUGAAAAAAAGCCACUACGAGAGAUAUAUAUUUUGAUAAAUAUACCGCAAUAUAUUAUUAUUAUUAUUAUUAUCCACAUAUUAAGCGAUAGUUAAAUCAAUAGGGCCACUCAUACUUCAGCGCUGUCCUACGUAAUAGACCGCUAUGCUUUCUAAAACGGCUCUAAAACGCACGACCGCACGCGCGAUCCUCACAAUGUAAGAUAAGAUAAUGAUCUCUAAUACACUAGAAAGAAAAAAAUAAUGUUGCAGACUGCGUCAAUGCUGCACAUAUCCAUAUCAUCAUCAUCUUACUAGCGCAUUAUAUUUAAAUUGUCGAGAGAUAAACGAGAGAAAACGAAAACUUUAUACACAUAACAUUAUAGAUAUAAUACACGUAUGUACAUCUUCAAGUCUCUGAAUUUUAUUUCUCAGUGCUGCUUUUGAUUUCUUUGUAGACGGAUUUGCGCGGCGGCCCUAUCAGAGCCGUAGAUAGGGCUGUAAAUAUGCAAUACGGGAACUGAUGGAGAGGGGCAUACGUUCUUUCAACCACGCUCUCUACACGCGUAUAUACGCAUGUUCUUUCACGUCAUACGCAGGUGUACACACAUCCGCGAUACCGCAAUCCGGAGGAAAAGAAGCCGGCUCCGUUCGUCGAGCGUAUUUUCCGUUACACCAUCUCGGGCAAGAAUCACUUGCAAUCGGCAAUUUUUCUUCUAUCGUCUCGUAACAGUAACAGAACAUGUAAUUUUAUACAAAACGUGGAUAAAUUUUCUGUAUUGAUCAGUGUCUGUUGUAAAUAAAACCAACUCUGAAGUCUGAAUUUUCUUUAAUUGUAACCGUUUUGGAAGAUUAUGCGAAUCAUUAUGCGAAUUAUUGCGGAAAAGCAUUCUACUCAUUAUUAGAUUAGAGUCCGCCGUAUUUUAAUCAGUGUACCUGUCGAUGCGUUGGAAAGACGAGCAGCGGAAGUAUAAGAAAAUGACGGCUACCGAGGAAACGGAGCCGUUGAUAGCUACGACGUCGGUAUCUUCCGUCAGUAAGACUCAAAGAGUCACUUAUCAUACAAUUUCUUUCGAAGGUAAUGAAAGAGAUACGUUGCACGGCGGAAUCACGGCGGAGACCUCCUUUAAUCUUAAAUCGAUUUCGAACGUUUCGACAACCGUAGAUUUCAACAACGAAAAUUUUGGCAACAAUAUUACGUACACGUGGAGCGACGUAAACGUGUAUUAUAGUGUGAAAAAUGACAGAAUUUGGGAUCGGUUGAUGUUUAGGACUAGAAAAUCCGUCGCGCAGAAACACAUAUUAAAAGAUGUAUGUGGAGUGGCUUAUCCUGGCGAGCUGCUCGUAAUCAUGGGUGCGUCAGGCGCAGGCAAGACAACUUUGUUGAACGCAUUGACGUUCCGUUCAACACGCGGACUAUCUGCGUCCGGUUUGAUGGCUGCCAACGGCCAAAGAAUAUCGCCGGGUAUCCUUACGUCGAGGAUGGCCUAUGUUCAACAAGACGAUCUGUUUGUUGGCACGCUGACCGUUAUGGAACAUUUAAUGUUCCAGGCGGCAGUGCGGAUGGAUCGGCAAAUCCCUCGUAACCAGAGAAUUAAGCGAGUUAGCGAGGUCAUUGAUGAGCAGCUCGCUCUUUCGAAAUGUCGAAACACUGUGAUUGGGAUACACGGCAGGGUGAAGGGCCUUUCAGGAGGCGAGAUGAAGAGGUUGUCCUUCGCUUCCGAGGUAUUAACCGAUCCUCCGUUGAUGUUCUGCGACGAGCCGACGUCGGGCUUGGAUUCCUUCAUGGCUCAUCAGGUUGUCUCCAUUCUGAAAGCAUUGGCGGCACGUGGUAAAACAAUCGUUGCGACUUUACAUCAGCCCUCUUCGGAGCUGUUCGCUAUGUUCGACAAGAUUCUGUUGAUGGCCGAGGGAAGAGUCGCCUUCAUGGGUACAGCCGCGCAGGCUUGCACUUUCUUCAAGACGCUCGGUGCCGCCUGUCCCAGCAAUUACAACCCUGCUGAUUUCUUCGUGCAAGUGUUGGCCGUGGUGCCGGGACGCGAGUUAACUUGUAGACACGCCAUCGAAACGACGUGCGAUACUUUCCGGAGAAGCGAAUACGGUGCGAGUAUCGCCCUAAAGGUCGAAGCCGUCCACGGCGAAUUCGAGGAUACCCUCAAACGGUUCAAAUACUCCAAGAAUUUCGGCCAAUCGGUUUACAAAGCGAGUUGGUGCGAACAAUUUCGCGCGGUUCUGUGGCGAUCCUGGCUGUCAGUGAUUAAGGAACCGAUCCUCAUUAAAGUUCGCCUGUUACAAACGAUCAUGGUCUCGCUGCUGAUCGGUGUUAUUUACUUCGGCCAGCAAAUAGAUCAGGAUGGCGUGAUGAACAUCAACGGUGCCCUAUUCAUCUUCCUCACCAAUAUGACUUUUCAGAAUGUCUUUGCAGUCAUUAACGUGUUCUGCGCCGAAUUGCCGAUAUUUCUUCGCGAGCACAAAAAUGGUAUGUAUCGCACCGACGUCUACUUCAUCUGCAAGACUCUAGCGGAAGCACCGAUAUUCUUAGCAAUACCGCUGAUCUUCACCGCUGUCGUUUAUCCUAUGAUCGGCCUCUAUCCAGAUGUAAAGCACUUCUUUAUCGCUACUGCUGUAGUAGCUCUCGUAGCCAACGUGUCGACUUCAUUUGGCUAUUUGAUAUCUUGUAUCAGCAACAGCGUAUCUAUGGCCCUCUCCGUCGGUCCACCAGUCAUAAUACCGUUCUUGCUUUUCGGUGGCUUCUUUCUAAAUACAGCGUCUGUACCGUCCUACUUCGUGUGGUUCUCAUAUUUAUCUUGGUUUCGUUACGGCAACGAGGCACUUUUGAUCAACCAAUGGUCAGAGAUCGAUUCUGUAGCGUGCACCAGAAGUAACGUGACGUGUCCAAAAUCGGGACACAUGAUUCUCCAAACUUUCAAUUUCAAAGAAGAGGACUUCUGGAUGGACAUCCUUUGCUUGUUCGCGCUUAUUGUCGCAUUCCGCUUUCUAGCUUUUCUCGCGCUACUGUCAAAAACUUGCCGUUCACACUAAUCUUGUCAUCGUCAUCUUUAUCCUUUAUCCAUUUAUUAUUUUAAACGUCAAGACAUCUAUAUACAAGAACCAGUAGUUUGCUCUAAUGCUGCGUGUAUUUUUAAUAAACAAUUUUAAUAAAAUUGUCUGUCUUGGUGUAUUGACUUUAGUAGUGCCUACGCCAAAAAAAUAUUUACAAUAAACAAAUUUUACAACUAUAUAGUAUACAUUUACAUAAUAGU